CUUCCUCCCACAGAGCUGAAGAUCCCCAUCAGGAUCGCAGCAGUGGGAGUGGGGGACCAGGAGGAAGACCCUCUGAAACCCACUAAACCAGACUCUGAGGGCCCGGAGAAAGGCCCCUGCUGCCCCUGCCCCAAAUCAGUGGAGGACCUGGAGGCCGAGGCCGCGGACGCCUCCUACAGGAAGGUGUUCGAGAACUUCCUGCACAACUCCAUCUUCACCCCGAGACCAGCGGAUCGUAAACGCAGAGAUCUUUUCGGAGUCGCAAACUCGACUCACUCUCGUCGCAACCGCCUCCUUUCCUCCAACACCUCUUCCUCCUCUCCUCCUCCUCCUCUCUCUCCUCCGAACGCUGGCAGUAACAGCAGCUCGACGGACGCUGAUCCGGCAGAGAAAGAGUUUGACUUCGUGGAGCAGGCGGUGGACGAGCGCGAGCUGCAGAUCUUCGGCCUGCAGCCGUUCACCGUCUACAGAAUCGAUAUCCACGCCUGCAACCGGCAGGUCCAACGCUGCAGCGCCGCUGAGUUCGUGUUCUCCAGAACCAAACCGGCAGAGAAAGCGGAUGACGUCCCCGGGCCGGUGUCCUGGGAGUCUCAGGAGGAGGACUGGGUGUUCCUGCGCUGGCCUGAGCCCCUCCGCCCCAACGGACUCAUCCUCAUGUACGAGAUCAAGUUCAAACUGGCUGCGGAGACGGAGAAGCACGAGUGUGUGUCCGGUCAGACGUAUCAGAGCCAGCGAGGCGUCAAGCUGUCCAACCUCAGUCCAGGAAAUUAUUCCAUCAGAGUGAGAGCGACGUCUCUGGCAGGAAACGGAUCCUGGACUCCGGCUGUGGAUCUCUACGUGGCUGAGAGAUAUGAGAACUUUCUUUACGCCAUGAUCUUUGUUCCCAUCGUCAUCAUCCUCCUCCUCUGCCUCCUGGUCUCCAUGCUGGUGGUCUUCAACAAGAAAAGGAACAGCGACCGGCUUGGAAACGGGGUCCUUUACGCCUCCGUCAACCCGGAGUACUUCAGCGCCACACAGUGGACCAGCCUGUCUCUCCCUCCUCUGAAGAAGAUGCUUCAGAUGGCGGGGCAGAUCGCAGACGGCAUGGCGUACCUCAACGCCAACAAGUUCGUACACAGAGACCUGGCAGCGAGGAACUGCAUGGUGGCCGAGGACUACACCGUCAAGAUCGGAGACUUCGGCAUGACGAGAGACAUCUAUGAGACGGAUUAUUACAGAAAAGGAGGUAAAGGUCUGCUUCCUGUUCGCUGGAUGUCCCCAGAAUCUCUGAAGGACGGAGUGUUCACCACCACCUCUGACGUCUGGUCUUUUGGAGUCGUGCUCUGGGAGGUUUCCACCCUGGCGGAGCAGCCGUAUCAGGGUCUGUCCAACGAGCAGGUUCUACGCUUCGUGAUGGAGGGGGGGCUGCUGGAGAAACCCCAGUGCUGUCCUGACUUGCUGUUUGAGAUGAUGCGGAUGUGUUGGCAGUACAACCCUAAGAUGCGUCCGGCCUUCGUGGAGAUCAUCAGCUCUCUGAAGGACGAACUGGACCCCUCCUUCAUCGAUUCCAGCUUCUUCUACAGCGCAGACAACAAACCGCCCGACGCCCCCUCGCCACCUCACCUGGAAAACGCCGCCAUCUUGGAAGUCGUUCCUCUGGAGCCUGCUGCCUCUUCCUCUUCCUCACAGCAGACCCCCCAACAACAGACGCCACCUUCCCCGAAAACAGAGGCUCCUCCUGGGCCUUCGUUAGCUCCAAGUUCCCCUCCUUCCUCCCCUCCUUCCUCCCCUCCUUCCUCUCCACCUUGUACGUCUAGCGCCUCAUUGGACAAGCAGGCAAUCGGACAGCAGCAGGCGGCCAAUGGGCUGUCGGGGGCGGGACUAACGGCGUCAUUGGAUGAACUUCCUGCGUACGCUCACAUGAACGGAGGACGAAAAAACGAGCGAGCGAUGCCCCUCCCCCAAUCCUCCGCCUGCUGAAAAACCCUUGAAACAUUUGUUUUGUUUUAAUACAACGUCCACCAGCUGGAAGGUGGAGUCACUAAAGUUCACUGUACCUCUUUAUCCCCCCUUUUUUCAUUUUUUUGGUUUCUUCCAGCUGGCUGUCACGUGACACUGAGUGGGACAAACCAAAACAAAAAGGGGGGUAACAGAAAGGGAAUUUAAAGAGGGGUUGUUUCUCCCUUCUCUCUUUAUGGCUAAACUCAUUUUAUAAAUUGUCGUUUGUUACUUUUUUUACCUGUAUUUUCAAAUGGCGGAGAACAAAGGCCUUUAUCGAUGACCGGCGUUUUUGGGCGGGCAUUAACGGUGUAACUGUUGCAUAUCUUAAUGAAUAAGCACUUCAGCGUCUCCAGAGAACAAACAAACAACCACAGGGACAAAAAAAAGAAAAGGUCAAAUCUGUUGCCAAAUUUUUUGCCAAAAUUGUACUUUUUGUAAAAUUCUUUUUUCUGCAGUUUUGCUCAGAAAAAAAUCUCCAACACACCAGAUCAAAAACAAGCGCUUUGAUUUGGUUCUAGGCGAUAUUAAAACCAGUGGUCCCAGGGGUAAUUCACACGCCUAAAGACUAUUUGUUUAUCAAUUACGCACCUGUGUUACCUUGGAGUUCAUUCGUUUCUUUGCACACCUCCACGGUGAACGACGAGUAAACAAUGUUUGUUAUUUCUUGAUAGAUUGUAGUAAAAUUUGGCGGCAAAACAUCUGUUUCUUACACAACUCAUGCACUAUUUUCUAAGUCUUUAUGUUAAACCCUUAUGCAUAAACAGCCUUACGUUUCAAACAAAUCAAAUAAAUCAUCCAUGUGUUUAAUGACCAAACAAAUGGAUAUAUUGUUACAAAAUAUAUAUUUGAAUAGUUUUUCUCCUAUCUAGUCAGAAGCAAAUUACAACUUAUCUCCUGCUUGUUUUGUACAACGCAUUAUUCUAUGUAGACACUACAAAAUUACACAGUUUAACAUAAAUAUAGACUAAUAUAACUGAGUUUCUACAUUUAUAAACCGAUGUUUGGAUGUACUUUGCUGUCGUUAGAUACCGCCCCCGUUUACUUCAAUUUAUCAAGAAUUUUCACCAAUUUUGAUACAUUUUUUAACCAUAAAAGCAAGUUAAGAAAAAUGCAAUCUAAUUCAAGAAUUCAAAAUAACAAAGGGUGAUAGAUUGAUACCCGAAUGAUCACGUUGUGGGUGAAUUGUCCUUAACUUCCCUCUACAGUCCUUCGCUGCUCCUCUACUGCGGUUUGCCCCGGAGAGGAUGAGGGCCACGUGUUCAUUUUCCUUUCUGACCAAAAGGGAUUUUUUUUUUUGCUUUGAAGACAGAAUUUGUUUCAGAAAACUAAAUAACAUAUUCAGAAAUAUCUCAGAUUUUUGAGAAAAAAGUUAGUUUUUUUUUAAUGUGACAAUUCACGGAAAAUAAAUUCAGAUUUUGAGAAGGAAAUUUUUUUUCGGUAAAAAUUCUAAAUUUGAGAAAGAAAUCAAGAUUUCUGAGACAUUUUUUUCAACAUCAAAUCAGAAAAGCAGCGAAAUAAAAUGCAUCCUUAAAGCUCGGACUGUGGAUGGAA
Molecule: messenger RNA, 3531 nt
Organism: Notothenia coriiceps (black rockcod)
Lineage: Eukaryota; Metazoa; Chordata; Actinopteri; Perciformes; Nototheniidae
Product: insulin-like growth factor 1 receptor
Exons: 10
Biological process (GO): positive regulation of phosphatidylinositol 3-kinase/protein kinase B signal transduction; regulation of JNK cascade; positive regulation of MAPK cascade
Cellular component (GO): plasma membrane; insulin receptor complex; axon
Molecular function (GO): insulin receptor substrate binding; insulin receptor activity; ATP binding
Source: RefSeq, a predicted model, not a curated record